This is a messenger RNA of Aedes albopictus (Asian tiger mosquito), 3630 nucleotides long. RefSeq names its product regulator of nonsense transcripts 2 (gene Upf2). The coding region runs from base 143 to 3568 and encodes 1141 amino acids. The transcript is spliced from 4 exons. Gene Ontology annotation, biological process: nuclear-transcribed mRNA catabolic process, nonsense-mediated decay. Gene Ontology annotation, molecular function: protein binding; RNA binding. The record is from RefSeq and is a predicted model, not a curated record. Lineage: Eukaryota; Metazoa; Arthropoda; Insecta; Diptera; Culicidae. Gene Ontology annotation, cellular component: exon-exon junction complex; cytoplasm.
UCACAGUCCCCCCAAAUCAAAACAAACUUCAUUAUUUUUGUGCGUGGUGUGUUAAAAAUCUGGAAAAGAACUUGAUUUUUUUCGCGAAAUAGUCGUUGAAUCCCUCUUAAAAUUGUGGUAAAUUCGUAACAGUUCCAUCUCCAUGGAACCCACACCGAGUUCCGAUCCAGCUCCAGAGCAAAAAGCCGAAAAUGUGGCGGAAAAUGCCGAAACGACGAUCGAAGAUUCGGAAGCCGACCGCAAGGAGCUGGAUGAUUAUGUUGCCGAGAUCAGCGCCAAAUACGAGCAGAAAACGCAACUACGCUCGCAAAAUGUGAACCCGGAACGUCCGCCGGAAUCGUUUUUCACCAAAUGUGAUUCAAGCUUGAAGAAAAAUACGGCGUUCGUCAAAAAGUUGAAGCAGUUCACAGCUUCCCAGCUGGACGGCUUGUUGAAGGACAUGGCCGGGCUGAAUCUGACCAAGUACAUCUCGGAAGUAAGUGCCGCGAUUGUGGAAGCCAAGCUGAAGAUGAGUGACGUGCUACCGGCCUUGACGCUGUGCAGUAAACUUCACCAGACUUACGCGGAAUUCAGUCCGAGCUUUCUGGAAAACUGGCAGAAGAUAUUGCACGUCAAAGGAGGAGAAAAAAUUGGCAAUCCGAGCAAGAUGAGGGUGGACUUGAGGUUCUACGCCGAGCUGGUUAGCGUUGGGAUCUUCACUAAUAAAGUUGGGUUGCCUUUACUUGGGGCAUGCUUGACCGCUUUGAUAUCGCAGGAUAAGGAUGAACACAGCAAUUUGUCUAUUAUUCUGUCGUUCUGUCGACAUUGCGGAGAUGAAUAUGCCGGGCUAGUGCCAAGAAAGAUGCUGAAGUUGGCUAAACAGUUCGACGUAACGAUUCCUUCGUCAAAUUUACUCACUUCAGAUAAACAGCAAAACCUGAGGAACAUGCUGAAAGACUACUUCCAAACGCUUUGCGAGCAUUUGAAAAAUGAGCACAAACAACUUCAGUAUGCAGAGAAAUCCAGAAGAAGGAUGCUGGAAUCUAAGGGAGAGGUUCCAAAUGACAAGAAAGAGCAAAUCGAAAUGCUUCAAAACAGUUAUGAUAAACUUCUAACAUCCGCUCUAACCAUGGCGGACCUGCUGAAUGAAACACUGCCAGAACUCACCGUAGAAGUAGAAGCCUGCCCAUCAGAAGGGAACGUAAUCGAUAGUAUCGGAGAUGAGCAAUUUGCCAAUUUGGAUCCAUGGGGUGAUGAAGACACGCGCAAUUUCUAUGUCAAUCUGCCGGAUUUGCGACAGUUUCUUCCCAACUACUGUGGCAAGAAGGAAGAAGUCAUCCCGGACGAGCCGGCUAUGACAGAGGAAGUUCUCGACAUGGAAGUCGAGCAGGAACACGAAUGUGAAGAAGUGGGAGACCCUCCUUCGGAAAUCUCCGAAACAGCAGAGCCGGAAGAAGAGCCAACAACGGCUCCCAGUACCCCACAUCAUCACGCUAAUCGGGAGCACUUCGAAGCGUUUAUCGGCAAUCUACAAAAUUGCGUAAACACCGAACUGAUUGACUCGGCAGCGAUCGAAUUCCUGCUCAACCUGAAUACGAAAAACAACCGGAAAAGGCUCGUCAAAGUUCUUUUUGGCGUACAGCGGACACGUCUGGAUCUUCUCCCAAUGUACGCCCGGUUGGCAGCGAUCAUCAAUCUGGUGUCGGCUGACGUGGCCGUUGAUCUGUGUCAGAUGUUGAAGGUGGACUUCAAGUACCAGAUCAAGAAAAAGGAUCAAAUCAACAUCGAAACGAAGAUCAAGGUAGUACGGUACAUCGGGGAACUGGUGAAGUUCGGACUGUAUAACAAGAUCGAGGCGUUGUUUUGUCUGAAGUGCCUGCUGCUUAAUUUCCAACAUCACCACAUCGAGAUGACGUGCGCUUUCCUGGAAGUUUGCGGAGUUUACCUGUACAAUUCGAAAGACAGCCGCCUUCGUACUAAUGUGUAUCUCGAGCAAAUGAUGCGCCUCAAAACCAACACCACGAUGGACAGUCGACACGCACAACAGGUGGAUACGGCUUACUAUCUCGUCAAACAACCGGAAGGAAUGCGUAUCCAGCGAAAAGUACGCCCACUAUUCCACACCUACAUUCGGCAUUUAAUCUUCGAAGAGCUAAACAAGUCCAACGUUGAUAAGAUGAUAAAACUGCUACGACGCUUAGAUUGGGAGGAUCGUGAUAUCCACGACUACGCAGUCAAAUGUCUUUCCAAGGCGUACAGCAUCCGGUACCAUUUAAUACGGAGCUUGGCCGAUUUGGUGUCCGGGUUGAGCUCCUAUCAGGAGAAAGCCGUCGUCAAAGUAAUCGACGCCGUAUUCGAAGACAUCCGAGCUGGGUUGGAAAUUCACGACACCAAACUUGCCCAGCGGAGGAUUGCGAUGGCCAAGUAUCUAGGGGAGCUGUAUAACUAUCGAUUGGUGGAAUCGAAGAACGUUCUGAACACGCUUUACUCGAUCAUAUCGCUCGGUGUCAGUUCCAGUCACGACACGCCUUCGGAGGUGGAUCCCCCGGGGAGUUUGUUUCGGCUCAAGCUGGUUUGUGUUCUGCUGGAUACCUGCGGACAAUACUUCACUAGUGCAACUAGCCGUAAGGGGUUGGACUACUUUUUGAUAUUCUUUCAAAACUACUAUUGGUUCAAAAAGUCAGAUCCGAUUUUUACGAGCGAUACGAAUAAGGACCUCUUUCCUAUCCUGGUUGACCAUAUGUAUAAGGAAUGUUUUAAAAAUUUGCGGCCGAAAUUAAAGCUCUUGACCAGCUAUGAUGCCUCCAAGGAAGCUAUAGAGAAUAUAGCCAAGAAAGUAUAUCCCCAACUGUUCAGCCCCCGAGAUGACGACGAACGCAGUCUUAAAACGAUCCAAGAGAACGAUACCGACAAGGAUGACACGGUUACGGAAGAUUGCACGUCGGAAGCAUUUGGAGAUUCGGAAGACGACGACGAGAAUCCGCGCAUUCAAAGAGGCGAAGACGACGAUGGCAUGGAUGACGAUAUGGUUGAUGAUGAGGACGAUGACGAAGGGGAUCUGAAUCAUGACCUUGAUACACUGCUUAAACCGAUGCCAGUAGAAAAAACUGUAGAAGAUUUGGAGUUUGAGAAGGAAUUCGAACGGAUGGCAACGGACAGUUUUCUGGAGCGCUUGAAGGAACCAGUGAAGCUCAACAUCAAAGAUAUUCCGGUGCCGAUUACAAUGAGAAGCAGCGGAGCGAAGAAGACGUACGAGCAAUUGCAGGAAAACAAGGAGAAGUCAGACUCUGUUCCGUUUGUACUAAUGGUUAGAGGUAAAGGCAAGCAACAGCAGUACAAAUCCUUCGAAGCGCCAUCGGACAGUCAACUGGCAAUAUACGUGAAAGAUCAAGAGCAGAAAAUGAAGGAAGAGAACGAUAGCGUUAAGCGACUAACGCUGAAUAUCACCGAACGGCUAGAAGAGGAAGACUACCAAGAAUCGCUGCUCCAAAGUCAACGAACACCGGCAAGUACCAAAAUACGAAUACAAAAGCCACCCAAAUUCAAACAUCCCAAGGGUGUCCCAGAUGUUGAUGCAAUUUUCCAUUAAGCUUAGCUUUCUGUGCAUUCGGAUUGUUAGUCGUAGUCAUUAAACGAGUGAAAACAUCCUAA